Lontra canadensis (Northern American river otter) is the source of this 2835-nucleotide messenger RNA. RefSeq names its product chromosome unknown C16orf46 homolog (gene CUNH16orf46). The record is from RefSeq and is a predicted model, not a curated record. The transcript is spliced from 5 exons. Lineage: Eukaryota; Metazoa; Chordata; Mammalia; Carnivora; Mustelidae. The coding region runs from base 288 to 1499 and encodes 403 amino acids.
AGGCCCCAGACCACUCCACAGGCGGCAGAGCGACAGGCCCCGCCGGGUCGGAAAGGAAGCUGCCCUGCGAGGCGGGAAGGCGUAAGCUAGAGGAAAAGACCGCCAACAUUCUAUUUUAGUAGUGGAACAUCUUAAUCCAGUUUGAACACCAGUGUUACCGAGGAGCACCUAGCUAUCUGAUUUCUUUCAUUUCCUCUGAUCUCAUAUUGGAAAAAAUUAGGAUGUCCAAAGAUAUUUGACCUUCCAUAGGAAGAAGAUGUUAAAAACCUUCAGCACCAAUCACAGUAAUGGAUCUCUGUGAGAAAAAUGAGACGGAAUUAGAAAAUAGUGAAAAUAAUGAAAUUCACAGCCCAGAAGAAACAGAAUUAACCUAUACUUGCCUGGAUGAAAGAAGUGAAAAGAAUCAUGUUUGUUGUCUUCUCAGUAUCAGUGACAUUACGCUUGAACAAGAUGAAAAAGCUAUCGAAUUUGUCAUCGGAACUGGGUGGGAAGAAGCUGUCCAAGGCUGGGGAAGGACUUCUCCAACUGCCUGCAUCUGGCCCAGGAAGAAGCUUAAAAAGGCGAGGGUGGGAGAAGGUGCCAGUAGCUGCUUACUCUGUGGCAGUCUCUCCCAAGGGAGUGCUGAGGCCAGGCCUCAGGCGGAGGCGGAGAAGUUGGGGUCAGGGGCUCCUGCUGAGGUGGGUCUGGAGAAGGAUCAAGGCAGCCCCUCCCAGAUUCGGGGAACCUCUCUGGGCUCCGCCGCCGCCACCACCACCUCCAGGGAGGUUAGCAAGAUCUGCUUUCCCCGCUGCGGUCAGGGAGAGAAAAAGAGUCUGCAAAUAAAGGAGUUUAUGUGGUGCAAGGAAGACUGGGCCACCCCUGAGGCUCUUAGGGGCAAGGACCCCAGAAGCCCCAGCAGAGGUCCCUCCAUCUCAGACUCCUUGACUUCCAGGGCCCUUUUAGUUCUGCCUCCCCUGAAGGCUUCACUCCCAAAUGGCUUGGAUGUUCUGGGUAAGAAGAGUAAGAACUUCUUGCAGCCGGAGGAGAAGGUGCUGAGUGUGGAAAAGGAUGAGUGUGUGGCUUGUGCAUAUGGAUUGAAAACAGUUGAUGGGAAAGGUGAAAAGAGACCCAUUGAGCUGGCCAGUCACCCCAAGGUCAAUGACACACUGCCUUUUCCUCCCCGGGGGGCCCCGACAUCCCUGCUGGCCAAUCAGGAGCGGUGCUGCCUGCAAUGGUCCCUCCUGCCUGAGAAAAACCUGGUGUGCCCUCCCGACCCCAGCAACGUGCGCUAUCUCGCCACUGUGCGGCUUUUGCAGAAACACGGAGUACAGAACUACAAAGCCAAAUUCAAAGCCAGGGAGCCAAGACCUCCCGUCAACACCCAAAAGUGCAUUCUCACGGAGGCCAAGCAGGAACACAGGCCCCAAACGUUGGAGACCAAAGUGUUCCCGAGAACUCUCUUGCCGUCCCUCACCGUGAGCAGAGUUGUCAUUCCUGUCUCCGCUCACAGACUGCUCUGAGUUUCCACAAUAGAAUUCCCUGGGAAUAAGCACUGUUUGAAUUCAUUUAUCCUCUCCCUGUCUCUCUCCUGCCCCGUCCCAUCCUUCCUUCUUUUCUUCUCUUCUUCCAUACUCUUACCACCCACCUACCCUCCCCUUGCCUUUUUUUUUUUUUUUUCCAGUAGAACCAGGGGAAAUGGAACUUCAUGGUAUGGGUUUUGAUUUAUUCUCAAAACCCUCAUAUUUAUGUGCCCUGCUUCCGUUGCUGAGCCAUUUACAAAAUGCAAACUGUAAAGCCAAUGUCAGCCUCUGCCUGCCUUAUCUCUCUACUCCCCCUAGAAGCCAAGUGCAUGGUUGGGACUCUGAAGGGCCUCCCUCAGUGAUUCCCUUGGCAGCCCCAUGCCAACUGGCAGGGGCUCGCUCUGCCCCACCCUGGUGCCUUAAGCUAAGUGUAAGCGCUUAUUUUCAACCAAAUUGUUUCCUGAUCUUUUGAACCAAGCAAAUAUCUGUCUGUUGAUUUCUUUUCUCUUGCAGCAAAGAUCUGAAACAUUGCUUUAAUAGAAAACUCCAGCCUGUGCCCAAAUAAAUAUCCUGUGUCCGAGGUGUCAUAUGCUGGUAUCCACGGAUAUAUCAUAUCCACUACUUGCUACCCAUCCCAGGGUUUCAUAUGCUUAUGUGAUAGCCUCGUGCUAGUCUCCAGGUCUGCAAAAGUUUUAGCUACAGCUCUAUAAGGUCCAUCCUGGGAAGCAGGUUAAGAAUAAUUAUUUGAACAGAAAAGUCAGUGUAAUUAUAACUGUCACCCCACAAGCUUCCUCCAGCCUUACUUUGCAUCUAAUUUCUGGGAACUUACAACCCCACACAGACACUUGUGGAAUAGGGGUGUUAUUUUCUCCUUCUUCCCUUCUUCUUCUCUCGUUUUACCUAUUCAAUGCCUAUUUCCUGAAGUUGUAUAUAAACAUUUGUAAAUGAGUUAUGUUUUAAGUGCCAAGUAAAAAUGCUAUGUAGAGAAAUGCUCUGCAAAACCAUUUUGUAACAUGAAUAACCAUUUAGCCGCUCUGUAAUUACAUAGUUUGCAUUUGCUUAAGUAGGUUGUACUUGAACUCUGGACUUCCUGUCCCCUAAAUGAUGGGUAGACAGAAUAUAUGACUGUAUUUCUAAACGCCUGCUUUCCACAAUUGGUCUUUAUAAUGCCUUUUCUCUUAGUUUUAGAUUUCUUUAUUGUUUUGUGAUUUAUUUACAAAACACCAGAAAUGCAGAAAUGAUUAUAGUACAAUGGUCAUUAAAAGGUGUGUUUUGCCUGCUGAGGUUGGAUACCUUUUUAUAGUCUAGAAGCAAUUUUUAGCCUCUACCCACCUCU